AAAAUGGCUGCGCCCACCAUCAACAAUCCGAGCUGCUGUCAAAGAACUUUCUGAUGGUUUGGGAAAGUUUAUUUGUAAAAGCAUGAUUCAAGCGUAGACCAUGGAGGUUGAGGGAAAGCUUGUUGAUUUUUCGAGCUGUUUACCUGAUGAGGUGCUGCUUCACUUGUUAUCCUAUGUUGAUUUUAAAGAUCUUUGCAGGUUGGGAUGUGUUUGUCAGCAUUUACAAAGUUUAGUACACAGUGAUAAAUUGUGGAGGAGAUUAUGUCACACCUACUGGCUCCUAGAUACCAUACCCGAAACAGAAGAUGACACUUCUGCCAGCUGGUACACAACUUUCAAAGAAUGGUAUCAGAACCUCGGCCAGUUCAUUGAUUGUUACGCUACGAUCAAAGGGUACUGGAAUAGAAUAGAAGAUUCAUUGAAAGAAAGAGGAGCCAUCAACAUCUUCAAGUCUCUAAGGGGUCCAUUAGAACCCCAGAAUGAUCAACUCUCAGGUAAAGAAGAGAACAUUGACAUCCCAUUGGAUUUACUAUGUUCACUUCACGUUCACAACGGUCAGACGAUACCUACCGAUGGCGAUGAUACAGUAACUAUUGGCUUAGGAGGUACAUUAAGUCUGUAUGACUACAGUAGCUCACCAUCUCUGCUGAGUUAUGAGGAGAUCCUAACGUUGAUCCAAGACGGAAAUGAAGAUCAGGAAAAUAAUCUGAAGACCUUGACUGUAUUGAGAUGUCCAUUCAACAGAACAACGAUACGGAUGUGCCUGGACUCUACAGGAGAAUUCCUGCGGGGUUUUAUGUUCUAUCGUCAACACAACUUUUUGCAUAAUUUCUUCCAUGGGGUGGCACACAAAGGAUUUUUCUUGUCAGCAGAGAGUUUUACUGACUGGUUGUCACAACUUGCAGACAGACUAUCUGAUCCAGGGACUAUGGUGCAUCCUACUGGGUUAUUCAGAUUUUACCAUGAGCCAUCUUGCUUAGCAGUGACCGAUGAUGUCAAGGUUACCGUAGCAACGACCUUUGUUCCUGAGCUCAGUGAAACACUAAACAGACCCAAGAGAAUGUUCUCUUAUCACAUCACCAUGGAGAUGGACAAGGAUGUUCAUAAAAAAAAAACCUGUCAGCUGUUAACCAGGCACUGGGAAGUGAUAGACGGUAAUGGUAAAGUUGAAACAGUCGUUGGAGAUGGCGUUAUUGGCGCUUUUCCGAUUAUUAAGCCUGGGACUAAGUACUCCUGGACGAGCUGUACAACGUUCGAUACCGUCUCUGGCUCCAUGGGUGGUCACUUCUCGAUGGUCAAUCUUCAAACUCAGGAAAUAUUUGAAGUGAAAUGUCCCACGUUUCACAUGACUGGUCUCCCUUUCUUGAGACUGUCCGAGAGCGAACUGUUUGAUGGAGAUAAUGUGGUGGUAUAAAGCAAGGCAACUCAACAGACUCAAGAUUGAUGAUAGUUCCAAUGUCAUUCAGUUUAAUCUGGUGAUGAAACCAAUGGUACCCUAUGAGGCAACUUGGAGGCAACCAACUGCAGUGCAUGCUACAGGACCAGUUUGGUGGCACAGGAGUCAUUCUUUUUACAAAAGUUCAGGGCUGUAUGCUUCGUUUUUGAAAGGGCAAGGGCACCAAGGCAUUUUCUCUUUGGCAAAGGGCACC
Messenger RNA from Asterias rubens (European starfish), 1649 nucleotides. RefSeq names its product F-box only protein 3-like. Bases 101 to 1414 code for a protein of 437 amino acids. The record is from RefSeq and is a predicted model, not a curated record. NCBI's taxonomy places the organism in Eukaryota, Metazoa, Echinodermata, Asteroidea, Forcipulatida, Asteriidae. The transcript is spliced from 10 exons. Gene Ontology annotation, molecular function: protein binding.